UGUUUUUAUUCGAGCAUCUCCACAACAUUCAACAAAACUUUACAAUAUGUUAGACUUAUAAACUAAUCUAAACAUUAUCGAUUCCGUGGUUUUGGUAUAAAUAACAUGUUGCCGUCUUUCUCCUAGAAUUUCAGAUUAUUCCUCCAGCGAUGUCCAAACGUGUGAAUACAACAGCCACUGCCAGGCUGCGGCAGGAUUACAUGAGGAUCAUGAAAGACCCAGUUCCCUAUGUAAAAGCUGUACCGCUCCCAUCCAAUAUCUUAGAAUGGCAUUAUGUUGUGACAGGGCCGGAGAAUACACCAUAUGAAGGUGGAACAUAUCAUGGGAAGCUGGUCUUUCCCAGAGAAUUUCCAUUUAAGCCUCCUAGUAUAUACAUGAUCACACCUAAUGGACGGUUUAAGUGUAACACAAGACUGUGUUUGAGCAUCAGUGACUUCCACCCUGACACAUGGAACCCUGCGUGGUCUGUGUCCACAAUCUUGACUGGCAUGCUCAGCUUCAUGCUGGAGAAGACGCCCACCCUGGGAAGUUUGGAGACCUCAGAUUACACGAAACGUCAGCUUGCGGCCCAGAGCAGCAGCUUCAAUCUGAGUGACAAGGUGUUCUGUGAUCUGUUUCCAGAGGAAGCAGAGAAAAUCCGUGAGGAGAUACGUAAGCGAGAGGAAGAGAUCCGUGAGUCAACCUGUCAGACACUUCAGUCCUCCCACCAGUCUAGUGUGGCCGGAGUGGAGGGAGGCAAUGCAGACCGACAGCAAGGCUUCAUGGGCACAGCACUCUCAAACAUUCUCGUUAUUAUUGGCUUUGCAGCCUUUGCCUAUACUGUGAAAUAUGUUUUAAAAACAAUUGUGGAAUGAUGUUGGUUGAAGACAGUGGGAUUGUAUGAACUAAUAUGUUUUAACACAUAUAGUUUUGAAGUAUAUAAUUAAUCAGCUGGAUAGUAAUUGUAUGACAUUUGUUUUUUAACAAUUCUUAAAUAUUACCAUAACAUUUAAUUUUGACAUUUGGAUCCAGCUGUAACCUCUACUCUACAAUGUAUAUGCCUCAAAUGAAAGUCAAUGUGUUACAGAUCCAGAAUGAUGAUGUUUGGUUAACCUAGUAGAAACAAUGGCUAAAAUGUUUGACCUGAACAUAACACUUUACAAGCUCCAAUACAUAUUUCUUACGUGGCCUUAGGUAGUUAUUACAAUGAUUUUAUAUUCAUACUUUGAAGUUAUACAAUUUUGAAUUUCUGUUGUGAUUUUAUAUGACAUUGCAUUAGUAUGUCCUGUUUUGAAUGUUUAUUGUCUUUUCAAAAAAAGGACAUAUAGCGUUUUUUGUUGUUUUUAACCAGGUUUCCGAGGGAAAAAACUGGUUAUUAGUUUGGCGAAGGUCGGAAGGCGGGUGGGUGGGCUGGCGGGCGGGCGGAACAAGCUUGUCCGGGCCAUAACUAUGUCGUUCAUUGUGAGAUUUUAAAAUCAUUCGGCACAUUUGUUCACCAUCAUUAGACGGUGUUACGCGCAAAAGAAUUACGUCAAUAUCUCCAAGGUCAAGGUCACACUUCGAGUUCAAAGGUCAAAAAUGGCCAUAAAUGAGCUUGUCCGAGCCAUAACUAUGUCAAUAAUUGUGAGAUUUUAUAAUCAUUUGGCACGUUUGUUCACCAUCAUUGGACAGUGUGUCGCUUGAAAGAAUUACGUCAAUAUCACCAAGGUCACAAUUUGAGUUGAAAACCUGGUUUUGUGACAAUUUUGUCCCUUGUUUUAGUUGUUAUUGUUAAGUUCACUGAACUUAAUAGAGCUUUGAUGGCUGUUGUUAUCAGGACAUCUGCCACACAGUCUUCUGUCUUGACCACAUCUCACAAUUUAGUAAGCAGUGUAAGCUAUUUUUUGUUCUGUUUGCUGAUAAUGCUGUCCUAAAUAAAUUGUUGGUUUGGCUAAACCCUUUCCAGAAUUCGAUAGGUGGAGUUUCUAAUCAUUCUGAUAUUUGUACGUUUAAGGGUGUAAUAGGAAUAUAUUUUUUAGUGGUAUAAUUGAAAUAAAAAAAUAUGCUUA
Molecule: messenger RNA, 2027 nt
Organism: Dreissena polymorpha
Lineage: Eukaryota; Metazoa; Mollusca; Bivalvia; Myida; Dreissenidae
Product: ubiquitin-conjugating enzyme E2 J2-like
Exons: 8
Coding region: 150-854 (234 amino acids)
Source: RefSeq, a predicted model, not a curated record